Oryzias melastigma (Indian medaka) is the source of this 3757-nucleotide messenger RNA. RefSeq names its product circadian-associated transcriptional repressor. Gene Ontology annotation, molecular function: RNA polymerase II cis-regulatory region sequence-specific DNA binding. Bases 219 to 1490 code for a protein of 423 amino acids. The transcript is spliced from 6 exons. Gene Ontology annotation, cellular component: nucleus. Gene Ontology annotation, biological process: circadian regulation of gene expression; negative regulation of DNA-templated transcription. Lineage: Eukaryota; Metazoa; Chordata; Actinopteri; Beloniformes; Adrianichthyidae. The record is from RefSeq and is a predicted model, not a curated record.
AUGCUGGCACGUGGAUCCACGCACAUGUUGACGCUCGUAAACGGCGGAGGGAGGAAGGCGGCUCAGGCAAAGCCUGGAAGAGGGGUCGGGCUGCGAGGUUGUGUCAGAGCGGAGGCUGGGCGCUCCGGUGAUGCUCCAGCGACGGCAUGAGGACUGACGGAUCUGCGGGAUUCUGAUUGUCAGCUUUGUUUGGCAGCUACAUCACACAUAUUUAAGUGAUGCAGUCUCAACGAAGCACCUCCACCCAGCCCUCCUUUGACUCUAUUGGUUCCAGUGACAGCCUCCUGUUCAGUGAUUCGGAACAGGCGGAGGAUGACACAGACGUUUUUUUGACAGACAGCUCUUCCUCUGUCAUCAUCUGUGGCACAAGUGGAGCUACGACCAAAAGAGAUAAUGAAUCCGAGAGCUCCAGGUCCCAAUGGACUUGCGACAGCUUCAUGGAUAAAGAGGAAGAGGAGGAGUCAUGUAAGUCUGAGAGUGUUGGCAAAGCAUCUCACGCUGGCAAGACGGAUACAAUGGGCCAGGCACCAAAAUCACGGGGAGAUCUGCUAUUUGCUCAGAAGUGUGCUGAGCUGCAGGGUUUCGUUAGGCCCCUUCUGGAGCUGCUGAAUGGACUGAAGAAGGGUCGAUUUGACUACGGUUUAAAUAGUUUCCAGCAGAGCGUUGCCAUGGAUCGCAUCCAGAGGAUUGUGGGAGUUUUACAAAGACCUGACAGUGGGGAGAAGUAUCUGAAUACUCUGCUCCAGGUGGAAAUGAUGCUAAAGCUGUGGUUCCCACAAAUCUCCACUCAGCCUGUGUGUGCAGCUUCAACGAUCUCCAUAUCUCCAACUCAUUCCCUCCAAGAAACUUCUGGCUCCACUCCACCACACAAGCACAAGGAUCAGCUACAUAUUCCUGUCAAGAAGCGGAGACUCAGUUGGACUGACACAGAAUCCCCCACACCUUCUCCAAUACUUAGCAAGAGCCCUCGAGCUAGCGCCGAAGAGAGGGGGGUGAAGCAUAAUCAAGAUAUAGGGGAUUUGCCCAUCUCAUCCACACUACUGGUGUCUAAUACCAACCAACGUUUGGCACAUCUGGGAAAUGACAACCAGAUAAAGAGCAAAUUCAAUGAGAGGAGGGAACCUGGCAAGAUCUUGAAUUACAAAGCAGGCCACAGCUCUGAGCCAAGCUUGACCUGGGUGCACGUCACUCCCAUUUUGUCCCCUCGAAAGGCCUGCUUCUCUCACAAUGACACAGCCAAUGCAAGCAGCAACGAAAGGAUCCUUACAAGCAAGAUAAGCAGUCCUGCCAUGCAAGACAGCUUCAUCUCCUCCACCACUCCCUCAAAUCAUACCAACAAUCAGAAGAAGUCGGUCCUGUGCCAAGGCCAGUCUGUGGCUGACAAGCAGAGUGACAGGGAGACAACUCAAAGUCAUCCAGGUCAAAGCCAGUCUCCACUUGUCAUGCUGAAACCUUUGCCAGAGGUAUGUCCUGCCAUUCUAGAGACAUGAUGCGUUGACCACGCAAAGAGCCAGCAGCCCAACUUUUUUUAAAAACACCAAGCUUAAAGUGGCUGUGACAGGAAGAAGGAAACCGGCUAGUGGUCUGUCGUCUUUACGAGUGCAUUUCUUGUGGAACAAAGGAAAGAAUUGUUGAUUCAUAUAAUGGAUCCAACCGCAUCAAUGCCACAUGUAAAACAGUUAUUUCAAGCUGGACAUACACAUGUUCAAACCAGUCAAAUCCAUAAAAAAAUGUUUAUGGAUCAGUAUAAAUCCAAAUGUGCACAAAAGCUGAUGUGGUUAAAGGUUCAAGAGGACAAAGAAGUUUGGACUUGCAAGUUAUAAUUGGAAAUGACUAAGGAACUAACCGAGUUAAUCCUCAACUUGAAAGCAAUCAGUAUAAUCUGUGAUAGCUGUUUCAGCACAAAUCUUACUUGACGGACGCGCAUUCUAUAAUAGAAGCAUCUGAUCUCAGUAUUUAAUGUGAAAGUUUGUAAUGUUUUGAUUCAGUUUAGAGUAACAAGAGCAGGCCGAUUCUUGUUUGAUGACAGAAAAUUAUGACUCAAUGGUAAAUGGUUGUAAACGAGGUUUGCAGAGACGUUGUUAUAUUGGGUGAAGAAAAUCUUGUAGCUAGUAAUGUGAGGACCACAAAACACACUCAAGUAUUGUAUUGUACAUGUGAUGUGUUAGAGUCAUUGGGAAGAAAACGUUUUUACAUCUCACCAUGGUAAUCCAGGAAAUGCUUGGGCACUUGGAGUGUUGCAAUCCCUUUCCCAUCAUGCCAUUGAUCAGAUGUCUGUGCCUGGUCUACAACUGCUAACCGACUGGCAAUCAGGAUCAAGAAACUCCUGCCAGUUGGGAAAAACAAACCAAGAAGACCAACUCUGACUCUUGAGUCUCACUGUUAAUUUAUUCAUGUGUUCAUCUGAUGCUGCAGCUAUUUAUUGUAUGUAUUUAUUUAUUGGGUAGCUAAAUAUUACCAUCUGUGCACUUGCAUAGUUUGGCCUACAGUUUUUACGGUUAUUAGAAAGACAUUGUUGACAUUUCACUUUUUGUUACUAUCAUGUGAAACAAAAAAGAUGGAAUGUUUGGACUUGACUAUUGGACUACUGUGCCUUUUACCAAAUAGGAUGUGUUCAAAUACAGAAAAACAUUUGGUGCUCGCAAACUGCGUUGAGAUUGUUAGCAACUCACAAAACCAGUGUACACUUGAUCUUGAAUGCGUAAAUGUGUUCUUCAUUGUCUUACAUUUUUAAGAAUACACGGCGCCAAAACCAACUACAGAACAAAGCUAUUUACUGCUUAAAAAAACAGUGUCCAGGUCUAGUAUUCAAACUACUCACAUGUCCAGCUAACACACAACAACAACCGUGAACACUUUGCCACGUUGGAAUGAGAGCUGGCUUCCUUUGAAGCUUUUAUUCCAGGUGUUGUCCGUGGAGGAACAGACUGAGCUGCACUUAAUAAUGGUGCGCUUGAAAACUUGAAACAAAACAAAGGAAAUAUAAAUGCUAGGGAGGAAGUCUUUUUUUGCACCACCCUCCACCGCUGCUACUGUUAUUCCAGCUCUAACUUUUAGAUCCUUCGUAGAAAAAUCGUCAAAUAAUUUACAAUGUUCUCAGAAUAUUUUGAAAUAUUGGAAAGGUUUAUCAAUGGGAUUGCAUUUACCUGCAACAUGUAUUGUAAAUAUAUAAAAGUAUGAUAUUUUUAAAAUUGGCUUAAGUAGUUUAUCCACUAAUUAUGAUAAUUAAAAAAAACAAUCACAAACCGAUCAGACUCAACCAACAUGUGCACACUGAGCCACUUGCAGUCAUUGAGCUACUGUCUGUGCUUUAGGGGUAAGGAGAGCACAAACCCCCCAUCAAAGAUCGAGAUCCAAGACCGGGGUGUCGUCUUCCACCUCCCUCCUGUUUUAUUACUGUACGGUUGUGGUAUGUCUGACGAAACAAUUGCACUUACUAUUAUUCACUGUCUACAAUCUUUUUUUUUUCCAAGUAUGUUUUCUACUGCAGCGACCAUAGCCGAUUGGUCAGAAAUAAUGAUGUCUUGUUUAUUUUAGCUGCCUUCUUAUUACAUGGCAUAAGCUAACUGUAAAGGCUUACCACUUGUGUUCCCUCCCCCACUCUACUGCACUUGUCUGCCCUUGUCCCAUCUCCUUCAUCCCACAUUUACCGUCUCCUCAAUCUCUCUUUUUCUCAUUUUUACACAUUUCCCUCCAAGCUUUUAUAUAUGAUUAAUUACAUGACAUUUUUUUAAAUAAAUUGCAUUUUCAAAAGCAA